Rhincodon typus (whale shark) is the source of this 4946-nucleotide messenger RNA. RefSeq names its product Ras and Rab interactor 3 (gene rin3). Gene Ontology annotation, cellular component: endocytic vesicle; cytosol. Gene Ontology annotation, biological process: signal transduction; vesicle-mediated transport. The record is from RefSeq and is a predicted model, not a curated record. Gene Ontology annotation, molecular function: small GTPase binding; guanyl-nucleotide exchange factor activity. The coding region runs from base 70 to 2925 and encodes 951 amino acids. The transcript is spliced from 10 exons. NCBI's taxonomy places the organism in Eukaryota, Metazoa, Chordata, Chondrichthyes, Orectolobiformes, Rhincodontidae.
AAACGAGAGUGCUGAAGUCAGCACAUUUCUUUAAAUGGGUCUGCACAGUGGAGCUGAUCGAGGGAAGCGAUGAUGGAGAGAACAUCUGGGCAAGAAGUGGAAAUUGGAGACAUGCCAGGUUCACUGCUAGAGGCGAAAGAUGAAUGUGGUCAACCUCCCACAGCCACUAUCCCUUCGCCGACGUUACCGUUUCCAGGUAUCAGCAUCCCAGAUAAACUCAUCAGGACUUGUCCAGUGUGGCUUCAGCUCAACACCAGGAAAGAAAAAGUCAAAGAAAUACUCCAACGGGAGCCACCAGGGAGAUUCAUGGUGAGGAAAGAUUGCACCCUCUCAAACAUGGUACUUUCAGUGAAUUUUCCUGGACUUGGUGGAAUCCCUAACAUUCAAGAUUACUCAAUAAAGGAAGAUAAAUCAAUUGUGUAUUUGGAUGGCUCCUUAUUGGCUUUUGAAGAUAUCUUCAAAAUGGUGACAUUCUAUUGUGUGAGCAGAGAUAUACUGCCAUCAACACUGGUUUUGCCACAAGCAAUAGCAGAAGCAACAAAUUCUGAAGAGUUACAAGUUGUUUCGCAUCUGGGAAUAGAUUUCUGGAGUUCAUAUUUAAACAAACGAUGUCAGGAAGAAACUUCUCCAGUUUUGAAAGACUUGAAUGCCAUUAACAUCCAGACUCAAGGCCUGCAAAUGACUCCGAAUUUGUCUGCUGACAAAAAGCAAAGUUCAUGUGAGACUGAGUUGUCAGCAGGAAAUGACAAGUUGUGGUUUGUCAAUCCUGUGUUUAUAAAAGAAUAUUGCGGCACUGUCCCUUCAACAGAACCAUCAGGAGACCAACGCCUGAGCUCUACAAAUAACAUGGAUCUAAAAGUGAGGAGACCUCCACCACUCCCUCCCCGACCAAAGCCAUCAGAACUGAUUGCUGCACUGUCUGAUAACUGUGGAGAUAGAAGCCAGUCACUGUAUGGCAAAGCGUUCAAGGAAAAUGAUGACGAAAUUAAAAUUGGAAGGGAGCAUGUCGAGUUAAUCAAGCAGAUUGAGACCUUGCCACAGGCAAUCAGUGUGGACAAUAUAGAAACUCCAAUCCCCAAGUUCCCACCAGUCCCACCAAGGCGUCGGCCAUCGGAAAAGCAAUCUAUAGACCUUGAAAGCAGCCAGAGUGAAGAGGAAAGGAAGGAGCCUGAGGAAGUGAAACAAAGCGUUGAUAAUACAGUGAAUGAUAAGCCACUAGUCGAAGACUCCAUCAAAUCUACAGCAAAUGAACAGCAGGAAUUGCUGAGUGACAAAUUGCAGAGUAUUGAUGAUCUGAACAACAGCACAUCAGGCAGGCCCAAUACUGAGCAAUGGAAACAAUCAGGUCAGUCUACACCUAUUGCACCUCCAAGAAAAAAAAAGUUAUCCACUCAACUUGCCAAGAAAAACGCCAAUCAAGAGCACACUACCAGAGGUCAGGAAAACAAAGUGUCAAAGAUAGUUAAGUUAGUUACAAUAAAGGAUCAGUCGGAAGAUGCCUCUGACUCCUCGGUGCAGAGUGACUGUGUGCAAUCAUAUAACUUAACUGAUUUGAAAAUAACUGAUGGGUCGUUGUACUCUCCUGAAGGUAACAUACCCAAUCCCAUUUCGGAAGUGGAUUCUUACUCCACCAGCAGCACAGAGGAAGAGCAAGAUCCAGUGCACACUCAUUCACAAACUAGGAAGCAACGCCGCUCUAUGAUGUUGGACAAAGCGAAAAACAGACUGUCGAUUGUGACGUUAAGCAAUGUUUUGAAUGCUUUCCGUUCAACAGACAGGAAAAUUCGGAAGAAAAUAACAGAACUGGCUCAAGAGAAGGAGUCCUAUUUUGGUCACCUGGUCCAGGAUUACAAAGCAUACACAAUGGAAGUAAUGCAAAAUCAUACUUCUAGCACCGAAAUGUUGCAGGAGAUUCGGCAGAUGAUGACGCAGCUCAAGAGCUAUUUACUACAGAGUACAGAGCUGACCUUAAUGGUGGAUUCAUCUUACCAAUCUGAAGAAAAACUGGAAGCUGUUGUGGAAUCAGCAUUGUGUAAAUGUGUUCUCAAACCAUUAAAAGACCAUAUCAACAUGCAGCUAAAGGAAAUUCAUUCCAAAAAUGGCAAUCUGAAGCUUUUGAAAGAGAACCAACAGAUUGUGCAAAACACAACCACCACUGAUUUGGGUGUAACUACCAGUGUACCUGAAGUUAGCCUCUUGGAGAAAAUACAGCAGAAACUGAGUACCAUGCACCAAGCUUAUUCACCGGACAAGAAGGUCACUUAUCUGCUCAAGUCGUGCAAACUGAUUUAUGAUUCGAUGUCGGUUGGAAAUACUGCAAAGCCACAUGGUGCUGAUGAUUUCCUCCCUGUGUUAAUGUACGUGCUGGCAAGGACUAACCUGACAUCAUUGCUUCUAGAUGUGGAAUAUAUGAUGGAGCUGCUGGAUCCAUCAUUACACUUAGGAGAAGGAUAUUAUUACUUAACAACAACCUAUGGUGCCCUAGAACAUAUCAAACACUAUGACAAACACACUGUCACUCGCCAACUUAGUCAUGAGGUCCAGGACUCAAUCCACCAAUGGCACAGAAGACGAACCCUGAACAUGAAACAAACAUCUAGGUCAUCCAUGCAGGAUUUCCUGAGUAUACACUUUUUAGAGCUUGGAUCUAAUGUCAAAACGUUUGCCAUAAGCUCAGAGACAACCGCAGAGAAGCUGUCCAGUCAGUGUGCCGAAAAGUUUGGCAUCUCAGAGACUGAGGACUACUGCUUGCAUCUUGUCGUGGAGCAGAGGAGCCUGAAGCUUGCUGCUGACGCGAUGCCUCACUGCCUCAAGAACAUCCUUCACAAGAGCCAGCCACAAAAGGACUAUUAUUUUGUAUAUAAGCAGAUCGACCUGUCGGAGCAAGCAACAAACCCACCAAUAAAGAACCUCCCGACCUUUUGACUUUCUUAUAAUGAAAUGAUAGAGCUGCGUUAUUUUUCUGAGAAUUAAGAGAGGAAAAGGAUGCAGUAUUUUGCAUGAAAAUGUUUGGAGACUAACAUGAAAGCCGGAAAUCCUGGAAAUUCACAGCAGCCCAGUGAGCAGCUGAAGAGGUGAUCUAACCCUUUAUCAAGGCUUCAACUUAUUUUUCUUGUUAGUUUAGGAAUUAUUAAGUAUUUCUGGUUUUUCUCCUCGAUAUUUUUGAAUGUUUUUAAAACAAUACUAUUUAUACGUUUUCUAUGAUUAUAUUUGUCUUUGGGGCACUACUUCCCUUGUUUCCUGUCUCUAUUAUUGUAAAUGGAAACUCAAUGAGGGGAGCAUUUGACAGUCUGUCAAAGGUAGACUUGAGUGUACUAAAACUUAAAGAAAUGGUGUGAGAAAUACAUGUUUGAAACUAAUUUUAUGGUUGCCUCAAAGAUUUUGGUCCAAUCACAGAAAAUGACAGCACGACUAAAGUGCCAGUCUGUGGUCUUUAUGGAUAUGCAGUCCCAGUCCUGUCUUUGUUAGUGCAACAGGGAUUGGCUGUGUGAUCAUCAGGCAGUGAAUGAUCAUCUGAUCCCUGGAGAUAAAUCUGUUUGUUUGAGUGGUAAUGUGUCUAGGUGAGCAGUGAUGCUAACAUGUCAGAUAAGAAACUACCUUGUGGCCUGCUGCUAGCAAUGUGAUUCACAAAGUAUUCAUAGCUUGGUGAGAAACAAGAGGGCCAAGGCCAUAAAUGUAUUUGAAUCAGAGGAUUAGAAAUAAAAAUCGAGGCAUUGGUGGAUUUGCGUGCACAUAGCUGAUGAGUGAACAGAUUAAGGUAUGGGAACGUAGAUUUGAAUGAGUUAUGGUUUUUGAAACAUGGAAGAUGGUAGGUUAGUCAGGAGAGAAUUGGUUUUGUCAAAUCUGGGUUUAACUAAAUAUUGGAUGAAGAUGGCAGAUAUGCCCAAUCAGGCAGAGAUGGCCAUUGUUGUACAGUUACAUGUGACUACUUUUUGUCAACCCUGUUCUAUUGUGGUAUUUCACAUGUUAAUGAACAAGCAAUGACCAAACCUUCACUUUUAAAAUCUAAUGCAAGGUGGCCAUGCACACUUAGCAAAAUUAUGAAUUUCACUCGAUUGCAUUGGAUUGUAACUAUUAGGAAGCAUCUUUUGCUGAAAGUAAAGUAUUAUCAAACAACUCUCUGAUAUAAAAGCCAAAAGAAUUGUGGAUGCUGUAAAUCAGGAACAAAAACAAAGUUGCUGGAGAAGCUCAACAGGUCUGGCAGCAUCUGUGAAGGAAAAAACAGAGUUAACGUUUCGGGUCCAGUGACCCUUCCUCAGAACUCUCUGAUAUGUUUAUUGCUGUCUGUUUAAAGCAAACAAAUUAUUGGAAUGAGUGGCAUAGGCUAUGGAUAACCUUUUCACGAUGUCAGCUAUUCAGCUGUUCCAGAGUCAACAAACAUCACAAGGUGCAUUGUAAAGGGGGGUUAACACAUGAAACAGGCAGCAAUCCGACCAUCCACAGGAGAUCCCCUUUAGAAUGGUGCUGGCUAAAAUAUUGGGGGAGCUAAGUUGUCAGACCCCAGUUGAGGUUGUUGCUGCACAGUUUAUGUCCACUUGAACAAUUAAAAUCAACCCCUAUCAUUUAUGAAAAUGUAAAAGAAAUAUGUGACACUUGACCAUCAAUAUUUGUCUCAAACCUAAGUUUGUGCAUUUCACAAGACGGGAUAAUGCAUUGCACAUGCAGUGAGAGUGGGAUAUGCACUGAAAGAGAUGGGAAAAUGGUUGUAUACUUCACAUGAUGGUGGAGUGGGUGCAUACUGUAAACAGUGGGGGAGUCAGUAUAUACAUGAUGGGGUGUGGGUAUGUACUGUACACAGUGGGGCAGUGGGUGUAUACACAAUGGGGAAUGGGUGUAUACUGUGCAUGAUGGGGGAAUGGUUGUAAACACAAUGGGGGAGUAAGUGCAUACUGUGCAUGAUGGAGUGGGUUUAUACAUGACGGGGGAGUGGGUGUGCACUGUACACA